GUGGCGGACGCGUGCGGUUGUUAAUCGAUUGGGUCCGAUGUUUGUUAGUUUUCAUUUUGGACCGUUUUGAAAUUUAUCUUACACCCGUAGUCGUAUUAUGAUAAACGUAUGCGAGCGCGUAAUAGUUUUUGCAUAAAAUAAAAUUUGAUUAGACGUAGUAUUUGACGAAUUAAAAUUAGUUAUAUAUUAUAUAUUGCAUAAUAUAAUAAUAUAUAUUUAUGUAUCAUAUUAAAUACGAUCGACGAAUAAUCACCCCGUCGCCAACUUUCGGAGAUCUGGCGAGAGAAUCUAUUUAAUGCCGGUAUAAUAAUACAAUAUUACAUCGGCACGCCGGUGUUGUUGACACGUGUUCUAUCAGACAUAAAUGACUGUUGAUUAGCGUAUGAUAACAUGCUAACGGCCCGAAUGUUCGUCGAGCCUAUGCCAUUCAAAUUACUGGUUGUUCAAUGGUUAAUAUUGGCCAUUAGCGUGCAAAACAUUUUUUCAAGACCCGUUCAAGAAUUCAGCAAUACACGUCGACGGACCGAGUCAACACCGAUAUAUGAUGAUGUGCAUGGGUAUUUGAUGAAAUUCGGUUACUUGCCAGAAUCAGAUCUAGAAACGGGCAACUUGAGAGACGGAAAUCAACUACAGGAUGCUCUGCGGACGUUGCAGACGUUUGGAAAUAUUCCUGUCACCGGUAAAAUGGAUGCAGCCACUAAAGAGUUAAUGAAGAAACCGAGAUGCGGCGUUCCCGAUUUGUCACCGGCUGCGGGUCAGCGGCGGACUAAACGUUACACUCUGCAAGGUCAAAAAUGGCAUCACGUCAACCUGACGUGGAGUUUGCGGACGAGGCGCUUGGAUAAGGUAGAUCACGGAUGGGUGAGGUCAGACUUGAACAGAGCGUUUCAGGUGUGGUCCAAGUAUUCUAAACUUACAUUCCGGGAAGUUAACAGCGAAUCUGCAGACAUAUUGGUGUUUUUCGAAAAAGGCUACCACGGCGAUGGAUAUCCAUUCGAUGGACCUGGUCAAGUGUUGGCUCAUGCAUUUUUCCCGGGCACCGGACGAGGGGGUGACGCUCAUUUCGACGAGGAGGAAGAAUGGCUGGUGGCAGACAAGACGAGCAAAGAUGGAACCAGUCUGUUCAGAGUGGCUGUACACGAAUUCGGACAUUCACUCGGUCUUUCACACUCGUCGGUACAAGACGCGUUGAUGUUUCCAUGGUACCAGGAUCUUCAAUCCGACUUUGAACUUCCCAACGACGACCGUAUCGGUAUACAGGUCCUUUACGGUGCGAAAGAUGACAAAAGUUGGGGUGACAUACCGGUUUACAGACCUACUUCGCAGAGACCGAUUCUUUCAACAACUGUUCCGGCUACAACAGCGGUUACCAGAUACUCAACCAUGGCCAGUGAUACUACACCGGAAUACACUACCAGCAGGACAACGCCACCGAGAAGACCGGACGUUGCAGUAGUCGUUGACGAAAAACCAGACUUUUGCAACACGUCCUUUGAUGCAGUUUCGAUCAUACGGAAGGAGACAUUCUUCUUCAAAGGCAAAUAUACGUGGAGAUUAGGCACAAAGGGACUAUACGCCGGAUAUCCGGCUCUGAUCUCCAGGUUGUGGUACAACUUGCCCGAAAAUAUGACUCAGGUGGACGCCGUAUACGAAAGACAAGACGGCAAGAUUGUGUUUUUCAUAGGUCGCAACUAUUACGUGUUCGACGGCAACAAUCCACUGCCAGGAUACCCGAAACCGUUGACGACGCUCGGGCUACCCGACGAAUUGGACCAUGUGGACGCGGCAGUCGUCUGGGGUCACAAUAGCAAAACGUACAUAUUCAGCGGCACCAUGUACUGGAGGUGCGACGAUGAAACGAACCAGAUGGAGCUGGACUACCCGCGGGACAUGUCCAUAUGGCGAGGCGUGGGAUACAACAUCGACGCGGCGUUCCAGUGGCAUGACGGCGCAACGUACUUCUUCAAGAACCGCGACUUCUGGAAGUUCAACGAUCUCAGGAUGCGCGUCGAACAGGAGGAACCCAGAUCGAUCGGCGAGUUCUGGUUUAACUGCACCGCGACGCGAAGUGGUGGAGGCAAUGGUGACCGGUGGCCUGUCACCAAAAACAAGGGCCGGACGACCGGUCAGAAGGGCACCGGAAGCCGUGGUGGCCGAUUUCAAACCGCCGACGACAAACCAUCCGGCGCUGACGACGUAGAUUCUUCGAGGUCCAUCGCCACGGAUCGUACGCCACCGCCGAUCGUGACGUGGUCGAUCACGGUGGCGUCGCUCGCGACAAUCGCCCAAUGGAUGCGGUGAGAGUCACCGCGCGAAAAACCGUAUCGCGUAUGAUGUAUUUAUAAAGUUAUAAUUAUUGUGAUGUAUAAAUGUAUAAUUGUUCGCGACGUCCGGCAAAGUGCCGGUCGUCAAGUGCGACGACUUCGAGAUAACGAAAAUCGCGAUUUCGUCCGAGUCAUUCGACCAAAUAAUAAUAUAAUACAAUAACUGAUGUGUCUGGUGCGACUGCCGCAGAGUUUAUUUGGGCCUGGAAACGAGAUGAGCGAGAGACAAAAGAAAACAUUCGGUUUUGUUUUACUGGCCAACUGCAGUGUCAAAUUUCGGGUGCAAUAAGACUUGCCGCCGCGGUGAUAAAACAGUUCAGUGAUUUGGUGUAGAUAAUAAUAUACUAUAAUAUAUACUUUAAUACGUCCAAUAAUACUCGUAAUCCUCCCAUCAUGAUUUUAUUUUGUUUUAAAGUCUUCUUCAGCCGUGAGUACAUGUGAAUAAUAAUAUAUUUUUAAUAUUUGAAUAGUUGUACAACUUAAUCUAGCGUAUAGCGUACGUCCAAAUGGUGUGGCAGUAUUUUUCUCUGAUCGACCCUUAAAAUUCAAUGAUUCUUCCCAUCGUGUUUAUUACGCUUUGAUCAAUUUUACAAAUUAUUGAUAUUGAUAGAUCAAUAUUAAUUACCUACUAAAAUUUUCAGUUCACCACUUAGCCUCCAUAUCUUUCUAACCCGUUAUCAUGGACUUACGUAUCUGUCAUCUUUAAAUACAUAAAGUCAAAUAACUCAAAAAUCAUUCGUUCAAAUUUUGAUUUUUAUACGUCAACAUAUUCAAUAGAAUUAUCCGCUAAAUAAAUUACAGAUAACUGGAAGGAUUUCCAUUUGAUCAAUGAAAGUUUAAAUAUCCGCAGGAAAAUUCUUAAAUAAUACAAAAAUGUCAAUAAUUUAAAAAUAUGGUCUUUGAGUGUAAAUAUAUUUAAAACCUCAAAAAUUUAAAUUUUUAAUAACUAUAUUAUUGAUGAAAAAAAAAGGUGACUAUGCUUACUGAUCAGCCUAUAUUUCCAAAAAUAGUAAUAAAACUGCACCCCUAAUCACCUGUUCACAGUAAGCAUUUUUGGGAAAUUUUAAUAAAAUGCUAUUCCGAUCGUGUUUUUAGACCUUUAAACAAAUCACUCCAUCUUACGAGGUACAGUAGUGUUGUGACUACAUUUUAUCGUCAUCAAACUCUACGUUAUUUACAAUGUCUAAUGAAUUUGUGAUAUUUUUUUCUAACAACAUUAUUAUAUUAUUAAAAACCUACAUGUAUAAUUGUA
Molecule: messenger RNA, 3576 nt
Organism: Melanaphis sacchari
Lineage: Eukaryota; Metazoa; Arthropoda; Insecta; Hemiptera; Aphididae
Product: matrix metalloproteinase-2-like
Exons: 10
Coding region: 391-2301 (636 amino acids)
Biological process (GO): proteolysis; collagen catabolic process; extracellular matrix organization
Cellular component (GO): extracellular matrix
Molecular function (GO): zinc ion binding; metalloendopeptidase activity
Source: RefSeq, a predicted model, not a curated record